This is a messenger RNA of Schistocerca piceifrons (Central American locust), 711 nucleotides long. Its product is annotated as ankyrin repeat domain-containing protein 65-like. Gene Ontology annotation, molecular function: protein binding. The transcript is spliced from 3 exons. NCBI's taxonomy places the organism in Eukaryota, Metazoa, Arthropoda, Insecta, Orthoptera, Acrididae. The record is from RefSeq and is a predicted model, not a curated record. Bases 1 to 711 code for a protein of 236 amino acids. Gene Ontology annotation, cellular component: cytoplasm; nucleus.
AUGGGCACUCACCGUCACAGCUGGAGUCCAGAGAACUUCCAGCACGCCGUGGGGCAGCCAGAGAGCAAAAUGGAGCAUACGUCCGCGCUUGAGAGUUGGGGCAAGUUGGCGGCAAAGAGUCUCCACGCGCCGGCAUCCGAAGCCGACAGCUCUCCGCGCCAGAGGUGCCGUACCAGCCAGCUGGCCACUGUCCGACGCAACGGAGUCAGCGGGAGAAUAAACAGAAGACUUCCUGCAGAGGAGAGAGGCAGGAGGCUGAUCCAGGCGGCUGUGCAGGGGUUAGUGGGGGAGCUGAGGGCGCUGCUUGCCGCAGGGACCGACGUGGAGGCUAGAGGCGGGUGGGGCUGGACUGCCCUGCACUGGGCGGCAGUUAGGGGUGACGUCGAGGUGGCGAGGCUGCUGGUGGAGGCGGGGGCGGAUGUGAACGCUAGGGAGAGCAGCAGGGAGCAGAUGAUGCCUCUGCACCUGGCUGCAGAGCGGGGCGGCGCCGCUGUGGCGCGGCUGCUCUUGCAGGCGAACGCCGACCCCAAUGUAAGGGAUAGCGAUGGGUGGACGCCGCUGCACUGGGCGGCAUACAGUGGCCAAGCGGAAGUGGCGGCCGCGCUGCUCGAGGCAGGGGCCGACACGGGGGCCGCAGCUGGUAAUGGGCAGACAGUGUUGGACAUCGCCAGGCAGAACGACGACAGGCGGCUGAUGGAGAUGCUGUCAUGA